AUGGGUCGAUCGAAGCAGCCGCCCAUGAGGCGCGAGACGUCUUCUGAGUACUUCAACAAGAAGACGGCGAGCUGGGAGGUCACUAAGGAGAACGAGAGUGCCAACAGCAGAGACAGCGCCGAUGGAGUGACGGGGACCGAGGCAGAGACGAGCGCACCUGCACCCGCACCAGCGUCAGCGCCAGUCGAGUCUACGGCCGAAGGAUCGAGUGCGGGUGCGGUGCAGCUUGUGAUCUCCGUUGUGGGCAUCUAUGCAUCUUUCCUGACAUGGGCUUACCUCCAGGAGAAGCUGACGACGACGCGACACGGACCGGUGGACGCGCCGGAAGUAUGGCACUUCCCCGUCUUCCUCAACACGAUCCAGUCGGCAUUCGCGGCAGUGGUGGGCAGCGUAUACCUGUUCGCGUCGACGGGGCGCGGGCAGUCGGUGGCGCCCAUCAUCCCGUCGGCGGGGAUCCUGGCACCUCUGGCCCUGGUGGCCGUGACGAGCAGCCUCGCCAGCCCGUUCGGGUACGCCUCCCUCGCACACAUCGACUACAUCACCUUCCUGCUGGCCAAAAGCUGCAAGCUCCUCCCCGUCAUGGUCCUGCACGUGGCCGUGUUCCGUCGCCGGUAUCCCCUGUACAAGUACCUCGUCGUGGCGGCCGUGACGGCCGGCGUGGCCAUCUUCACCCUCCACUCCAGCGGCGGCAAGCAGAAGAAGGCCAGCUCGGCGGGUGGAGGUGCGGAUGUCAAUGCGAACUGGGGCAUCUUCCUGCUGUCCAUCAACCUCCUCUUUGACGGCCUGACAAACUCCACCCAGGACUACAUCUUCCAGUCCUACCGCCCCUACUCGGGCCCCCAGAUGAUGUGCGCGAACAACAUGAUGAGCACCCUCGUCACCGGGCUCUACCUCGUCGCGAGCCCCUACCUCGUCGCCACGGGGCUGGGCGAGUGGAUCGGCAUGGACGUCGCCGGCACCGCCGGUGAGAUGUCCGCCGCCCUCGACUUCAUGGCCAGGUAUCCCGCCGUCUGGAAGGACGUUCUCGGCUUUUCCAUAUGCGGUGCCGUCGGUCAGGUCUUCAUCUUCUACACCUUAUCGACCUUCUCGUCCGUCCUCCUCGUAACCGUAACCGUCACCCGCAAAAUGUUCACCAUGAUCCUCUCCGUCCUGGCCUUUGGCCACCGCCUCACGCGCAUGCAGUGGGUUGGCGUCGCCCUCGUCUUCGGCGGCAUCGGCGUCGAGGCCGCCAUCGCCCGCAAGGAGAAGACGGCUAAGGAGGCUGCCAGGCGCGCUGACAAGCAUGCCAAGAAGCAGUGA
Molecule: messenger RNA, 1299 nt
Organism: Geosmithia morbida
Lineage: Eukaryota; Fungi; Ascomycota; Sordariomycetes; Hypocreales; Bionectriaceae
Product: solute carrier family 35 (UDP-galactose transporter), member B1
Exons: 3
Coding region: 1-1299 (432 amino acids)
Biological process (GO): UDP-galactose transmembrane transport
Cellular component (GO): endoplasmic reticulum membrane; Golgi membrane
Molecular function (GO): UDP-glucose transmembrane transporter activity; UDP-galactose transmembrane transporter activity
Source: RefSeq, a predicted model, not a curated record